GUCAUAAAUACCUGGAUUAUUUACAUCAAAAUGGCUUUAACAUGCCAAAUCCUGUGGCAAUUUUCCUUUUUCCUUAUAGAAAAGCAUUUUCAUUAGUAUUUUCUUCUAGAGCUGUAGCUUCUAAGCCUGGUGAGCUUCUAAGAAAUGCAGAUUCUUUGGGCUCAGCACAGAUCCACUGAAGAACCUCUCUGAAGGAGGGGCCCAGCUAUCAGUGCUUUUAAAGCUUUUCUGCUAUCUCUGGUGACAACCCACUUUUGAAAGCUCACUUAACCUUUUGAGGGUUAUCAGCCCCUUUGAGAUGCUGAGGAGAUAUGCUCAUCCUGCUCCAGAGAAAAAAGCCUCACAGGCGCAGAGAGUGAGCCAAGAUGGCGGCGCCCGUGGAUCUGGAGUUGAAGAAGGCCUUCACAGAGCUUCAAGCUAAAGUUAUUGACACUCAACAGAAGGUGAAGCUUGCAGACAUACAGAUUGAACAGCUAAACAGAACGAAAAAGCAUGCCCAUCUUACAGAUACAGAGAUUAUGACUUUGGUAGACGAGACUAACAUGUAUGAAGGUGUAGGAAGAAUGUUUAUUCUUCAGUCCAAGGAGGUAAUUCACAAUCAGCUGUUAGAGAAACAGAAAAUAGCAGAGGAAAAAAUUAAAGAAUUGGAACAGAAAAAAUCCUACCUGGAGCGCAGCGUGAAGGAAGCUGAGGACAACAUCCGGGAGAUGCUGAUGGCACGAAGGGCACAGUAGGAAGCCUCUAGGGAAGCUUUCCUCCUGACGGCCCCCAUUCCUGGCAAGGACAAGGGGCUCGUGUAGGGAAAUAGCCUCUGCUGUACCCUGAUGGACGUUUUAUCUGGAUGGCCCGGUAACCCUAUGUUUUCUACAUCACCCUGAGCCCCUGUCAAACCCCAAGCCCAUAUUUUUUAUCCUGGCUCUGCCUGCCAUCUCUGCCUAAGACACUCUUCUCCCCUGGGGUGAGUCCUGAACUCCCAGGAGAGGGGAGAUGGGAGCCAGGACAGGUAGGGGAGUGUGCCCAUGCCCUCUACUAGUCAUGCUGGUCAGACCAAUAAAAGGCAUCUGUGCCACUCUGCCAAGUUUGCUUUUCUUGAGCCGAUGGAUGAGAACAGAGAGGCAGAGGCUCUCUCUACCUGAGCUCUUCCCUGUCCCUCUCUGGGGCUGCGGCCCUGCUCCUUCUGCAUCGAAGUCGUCCCCACUUAUUUUUUCCUCUAUGAUCCUUCUUCAAGUAAACCCCUCAAGCUCACAGCCUCCAUGGGAUGUGCAAGUAGGAAAGAAAGGAGACCAGGGCAUAGCUGAAUUUAUGUGAGGACAGCAGUCUUCGGUGGCAGUCUGCCUAAAGAUUCCUUUCCUGCUUUUUCCCCAACAUCCCAAAAGAAAAUUGACUGAUAAGCCAGCAGCACCUCCAAGACUGUCUCCCUUUGGUCAUAAGGUGGACACCACAUCCUGAGGCCUCCUAGAGGCUUGGGGGCCGUGGUGUGUUGGAGCUGGCUUAUGCUGGCUCAGGAGAGCCAGUUAUUCAAUUUUUAGGAAUUUUGUUGCAAGCCAGUUGUUAAACACAGCCAUUAUUAAAAAUUAAAUUAUGUAACUUUACAAUUAAAUUAUUAAAGAACAAGGGUAAUAAAUAUUCAAAACAUCUCUCUUUCUAAUAACUAAA
Eptesicus fuscus (big brown bat) is the source of this 1656-nucleotide messenger RNA. RefSeq names its product prefoldin subunit 1 (gene PFDN1). NCBI's taxonomy places the organism in Eukaryota, Metazoa, Chordata, Mammalia, Chiroptera, Vespertilionidae. The transcript is spliced from 5 exons. Gene Ontology annotation, molecular function: protein folding chaperone. Gene Ontology annotation, biological process: protein folding. The coding region runs from base 366 to 734 and encodes 122 amino acids. Gene Ontology annotation, cellular component: prefoldin complex; cytoplasm. The record is from RefSeq and is a predicted model, not a curated record.